GCCUGCGCACUGGGCGGUGAGCCAUGGCCUCGCACAGGGGCCGGGCGGAGCGGCGCGAAUACCGGGUGUCGGAGCCGCGGCAGCACCCGCAGGGCUUCACCGAGUACCGGGUGUCGGAGCCGCGGCAGCACCCGCAGGGCUUCACCGAGUACCGGGUGACGGCGCGGAUCAUUUCAAAGAAGACAGCGGCUGUCAAAGAGGUGACGGUGUUCAAACGCUACAGUGACUUUAAAAAGCUGCACAGUGAACUGUCCUACAUCCACAGGAACCUGUUCAGGAAGUUGGAAGAGUUCCCUGCCUUCCCAAAGGCCCAGGUGUUUGGGCGCUUCGACGAGGCCGUCAUCGAAGAGCGGCGCCGGUGUGCGGAGGAGAUGCUGCAGUUCACCGUCGACAUCCCUGCGCUCUGCAACAGCCCUCAGCUGAAGGACUUCUUCAAGGAUGGGGAGGCCUGCUGGCCGCUGGAACUCGCUGCUCCGAAGGAUGCCUCCGCCCUGCCGGAGCCGUUAAUCCCUCUGCCGUCCGGAAGCGGCGAAACGCCGGGAUCGUGGCCCCAGCCGUCGGCGGUGGGGCCGGAAUCUGGGGAGUGGUCCGAAGCCCCUACGGAGGUGGUUGAAACCUCACCGCGGACUCUGCCCUGCCUGGAUGAGCCAGGCUCUGGUUGGAUGGCGGAGGAUGGGGCACGAUCCCCGUUUGACUCUGGGAAUGAGGCAGAUGACAAUGAGAGGACGCCCAAGGCCAGGUCCUCCCUGCCUGACAGCGAGCUGGCACUCUUUGACCCAUGUGCCAAGCAAGAUGAGCCAGGCUCUGGUUGGAUGGCGGAGGAUGGGGCACGAUCCCCGUUUGACUCUGGGAAUGAGGCAGAUGACAAUGAGAGGACGCCCAAGGCCAGGUCCUCCCUGCCUGACAGCGAGCUGGCACUCUUUGACCCAUGUGCCAAGCAAGAGAUUGUACCGGACUGCGCUCGACAGAGUAACCUUGAAGCCCUCUCGGUCCCCGGCAGCCAGGCAGAAGAGCUCAGUGACCCCGAGGACCUGGAAGGCCGACUGUCCACCCUGAGGGUGUCGCCAGAUGGCCAGCGCCCGCCGGUGGCUGUGGGGUCAGGGGUCGAGGGGUCGGAGGGCACCGACUAUCUGAGCGCGGCAGCCGAGUGCAUCAAGGAGGCGCUGGAGCGGGAAGCGGCCGGGGAGUACGGGCUGGCCUUUGGCUGUUACCGCAGUGGGGUGGAUAUCCUGCUGAGAGGUCUCCAAGGUGAGCCAAGUGUAGAGAGGCAAGAUGCUAUUAAAAAGAGGAUCGCAGAGUACCUAAACCACGCAGAAGCCAUCUUCGCUCUACACCUCAAGGACACGGUGACGAAAGAAGCCACACCGCCCUCGUGACCGUCGAGCGAGCUCUGGCCGAUUCCCCAGGACCAAAGAUCGUGCCCUGCUCCCGCAGGGAGACUCCCAGGGCACAGCGCGCGGAGGUCUAACCCAACGUCCUCUCCACGUGCCUGAAAAAAAACGAUUCGUGUGACUUUCUCAUCCAAAGUCUUCCAGACCCCUAACCUGGCUGGCUGAACUCCCCACCCUCGUCCCAACAUAGCGCCAUCGUAAGGCAGACCGGACCACCCCGGUGAUUGGGGGCUGGUGAGGGGUGGUCCUCGGUGCAGGGACCCCUCACGCAUGGGGGAGGUUGGGACCCACUUACCACACACACCCUGGUCCAUCAGUGUGGGACAUUACAGGGCUCUGGGUUUUGGUGGGGGAGGUGGUGGGGUGCUGCCUGUAAACUGUCCCGUGUGAGGAAGCACAGAGUCCUCGCUGUCCAGAUCUGGGUGGGUGGUCACAGUGAGGACUGAGGUGGGCUUUUGCCAGUGAGAAGUGGCAGGGGAGAGGGGCAAGCCGACAGGAGACUGCUGACCCCAUGUAAGGGGCUUACAGACAGAUGUGGGACGGGCAGGGGUGUCCCCCACCCCCCCACUGGGGACAGAUGUGCGGCGGGUGGGGGUGUCCCCACGGAACAGAUGCGAGAUGGACAGAGGGGUCACCCCACACUGGGGACAUAUGUGGUGUGGACAGUGGGAACACCGCACUGGGGACAGAUGUGAGAUGGACAGUGGGAUCACCCCCCCCCCGCACUGGGGACAGAUGUGGGGCAGACAGAUGUAACAGAGCUACAUCCCCUUCCAAUGUUCCUCACUCACAUCCGCGCACUGCCUCUGGGGGUGCCCAUGCCGAGAGCCGCCCCCCCCAACCCGGUGUUUUACACAGCAGGAUCCCACUGCGAGGUGGUUCGAGACCCGACACUUUCCCCCGGGCAGUGCAUGCUGCGGUGUAACCACCGGUUCAGGUCACCCAGUUAGACGUCGAUCAAAGGUGCUUCCUGCUCAACCCCUCGACAGAGAGAGGCACCUCUGAGGGUGCAGCACUCCCGCAGCGCUGCACCAGUCCGUGAGCACUGAUCUCCGGGCUGACCCCCACCUCCUCCUGGCGGCUCCGGUGGGUUCUGCUGCUGUUGCUUCCAUCUCUGGGCGUUGGAGCCAUUGGACCUUCUGUCGUCCCCCUCCCCAGGGUGUGGCUGAGCUGUGAGAACCCCCAACACCCCCACUGACUCCUUUCCACUCCUGUGUCAGCAGGUUGACUACAUGGACGGACAGCGGUCCCCAACUCCCGGCUCUGCCGUGUCAGUCGGCCUGUGUGUGUCCAGUCCCCUGGGUCGCACUGUCCGUCAGAUACACACGCAGCAGCCCCCACCCACCCCGUGACAAGCUCCAGCAGUAACUGCCCCCUGUGUUUGCGGGUUCCCAGGAACACCUGGGUCACCCCUGUGCACACAGUCCCCCUGGUUCAGCGGGACCACCCACCCCUCCCACCUGCCUUUUCCCACUGCCAGGUCAAACACUCUCGAGCCUUAAUGUUCAAAUUACUCGCCAGGCUAAUUUAUUUUGUGAUAUUGUACAUACCUGGUUUGCCUCUGAUUAAAGUGAUGGUCAGUUCUGUUCUGUU
Messenger RNA from Pristis pectinata (smalltooth sawfish), 2984 nucleotides. It is a transcript of the gene snx15, whose product is annotated as sorting nexin 15. The record is from RefSeq and is a predicted model, not a curated record. Gene Ontology annotation, molecular function: phosphatidylinositol binding. The transcript has 10 exons. The coding region runs from base 24 to 1376 and encodes 450 amino acids. Lineage: Eukaryota; Metazoa; Chordata; Chondrichthyes; Rhinopristiformes; Pristidae.